ACCAUGGAGCAAAUGGCCAAAGCGAGCGAGAUGAUGCGGAGUGUUUGCGUCGGCAAAACGAAAGCACCCAUGGACAUGCUCGAUGGACUGGGCCGGGGAGAAUUUGCUGACAACAAGGAGCUAAAAUGCUACGUCAAUUGUGUGCUGGAGAUGAUGCAGGCGAUUCGUAAAGGCAAAGUGAACGCCGAAGGUGCAAUCAAACAGGUGGACCUGCUCAUCCCGACGGAAAUCGCAGAACCCACCAAGAAGGCUUUCGAUAUGUGUCGAAAUUCGGCGGAUGGCAUCAAGAACAACUGCGAAGCCGCUUGGGCGCUGGUCAAAUGUCUCCAUCAGAACAAUCCUAAAUUUUUCUUUAUACAGGUAUUCCUCGUUAUAACGUCUGGAUGUUUUAACAUGAACGGCAAACUUUUGAUCAUUUUCGGCGUGUGCUUGAGUAAGCUGAGUGGUGUUCUGAGUUCCAUGACGGAAGAGGACAUGAAGCGAGCUGCCGAAAUCAUGCGGAAUGUCUGUCAGCCCAAGUACGAUAUUUCCGAUGAAGUAGCAGCGGGUGCUUCCAGUGGAGUAUUCCCAAAUACCAGAGAGUUCAAGUGCUACGCUUCAUGCUUGAUGGAUCUCACGCUUACCGCAAAACGAGGCAAGCUAAACUACGAUGCAGCGGUCAAGCAAAUUCAACUGCUUCCGGAUGACUACCGAGAACCGUUUCGCAUUGGACUGGACUCGUGUAGGACUGCAGCGGAUGGAAUCGACGACUACUGCGAGGUGGCGUAUGCUUUGCUCAAGUGUUUCUUCGCCGCCAGUCCGCGGUUUUUCUUUCCUUGAACGGAGGAAAUGAUAUUUAAUGCACAGACAAAUAUACGUAACUCUUUGAACUACUUUUGCUUCAA
Ochlerotatus camptorhynchus is the source of this 884-nucleotide messenger RNA. RefSeq names its product general odorant-binding protein 19a-like. Gene Ontology annotation, cellular component: extracellular region. Gene Ontology annotation, molecular function: dibutyl phthalate binding; odorant binding. Lineage: Eukaryota; Metazoa; Arthropoda; Insecta; Diptera; Culicidae. Gene Ontology annotation, biological process: olfactory behavior; sensory perception of smell. The coding region runs from base 4 to 819 and encodes 271 amino acids. The transcript is spliced from 8 exons. The record is from RefSeq and is a predicted model, not a curated record.